This is a messenger RNA of Owenia fusiformis, 559 nucleotides long. Lineage: Eukaryota; Metazoa; Annelida; Polychaeta; Sabellida; Oweniidae. The record is from the annotation of a GenBank genome assembly.
GUAAACUGCAACGGAAGUGAAGAUUCUUUGAAGGAUUGCAAACAUGUUAUAGGAGAAGACGAGCAAUGCAAAUCAAAGAAUAUGAUGGGAAAGUUGCCAGGGGAUGCAGUGGCUGUUUGCAAGCCCCGAAUAAGACUAGUCGGAGGUCCUAUAAGAACAUCAGGAAGACUGGAGAUAUUCUAUAAAGGAGCGUGGAGACCUGUUUGCUAUAAUUGGUCUUAUGACACAUACCUUUGGUACCAUCAUGACUUCAUCAUAAACACCCUUUGUGAGAUGGCUGGAUUUACUCCACAGAAUGCUUACCGUGUAGUAUUGAAUGCGUUUGGACCUCUCUCGCGAAUGAAUACAACGCUUUGGUCAUUUGAUUUCGACGUUACAGCACAAGGCGGUCAAGAUACGUAUACAAUUUAUAUCGCUAGUAAUUCACACCUCUGGGAUGGAUUGCAAAUCACUGGGAGUGCCGAAUGUGUGAACGGAGAAUAUGCAAGCCUGGUAUGUCGCAGACCUCAAACAGAGAUUGCAACAGAACUUCGAAUCAUUGGCAAAAGUGGUUAUAGUG